ACCCAUCAUUGUUUCUGAGUUUUCUUAACUUAUAAUGAAUUUUUUUGAGUUGCAAAAACAUAUGGAAGAUCAUCUGUAUAUAUACAGGUUGAAGAAGAUGGAAUUGGGAAUAAGACCGUUGGGAGAAUAGUUCUUAUUGUGCGCCGUUGAUUUCUCUUUUAUAUUGAUGGUUAGAUAGAUGCCACGUGUUUCUUAUUGACUCAAGUCGAAUCAGCGUUUCAACUUGGUGAUUCAAGUAGAUUCAACUCUAUUUAGUUCAAAUGGCUUUUUAGACCUUUUUGCACUUCCACCUAAGCAAUAACGGCUGUUAACUGGCGUUUAACGUUUUUUGGAUAAAACGGUCAAGACAAUGAUAUUUUAGAAAGUUUAUAAGAAACAGGAGCAUUUUUCUAGUGUAAAGUGAAAAGUAUGUGUACUUUAUCAAAAAGCCCAAUAUCUUUCUCAUACCUCAUAUGUUUUCAACCACGCAGUGCAGGGAUGUAAACCUUCCUCACUAUAAUGUUUGCUCUGAUAUUUUCAGUUAGUCGGACUCGUGGCCUACUGGCGGCUCAGUUGUAAAAAAAAAUUCUCUAACUUCCCAUUCCAAGACAGGGUGGAAACAUCCAUCAUCAGUAAAGUUAAGACCCUUUUGUCAGCUCCGCCAACUAAUAAAUAUUCCCGUCUACCGACCUUUAUCCCCUUUCUUCUUUCCCCCUUUUGCGUUGAUCAUCAUCACUUUCCCAAGAAGAAUCUUCAAUUCCUGAUAAUUAAUAUUACCGAAAUUUUUAAUAUUUGUAUAUGGGUUCUUCAAAUUCAUCUUCAUCUCCAGCUCAAUUAAUCCAUCCAUUAACAUCUCCAAUCCCAGUAGAUCUUUUCGUCUCAAAGAAACGCUCAAGUCUUAACCUCAAAUUCAACGACGCUUGUGGUAAUCUCGUAUUCAGAGUCGAUGAUAAUCAUCAACAACAAUCAAAUCAUGAUAGAGUCCUUCUUGAUUCCGAUGACAACCCUUUAAUCUUCAUCGAUCGGGUUACCCAGGGUGGAUGGGAAGGAUUUGGAAGUGAAGGGCAAUUGAUAUUUAAAGUGGAGAAGAAGUUUGAGUCGAAAUUGUGGAAAGGAGGGAUUGAAUUGGAAGUUUUUCCGGUGAGUAAUGGUGUCGCCGCCGCCGUGAAGGAUGCUGAAGAUGUGAUUAAGGUUAAAGGGAGUCCAUUUCAUAGGUCUUGUACAAUUUACAGAGGCAAUUCAAUUAUGGCUCAGACGAGUCUAUUGUACAAGCUUGGGAAGCUGACAACAGGGAGGAGAAAAUUUAGAGUAACUAUGUUUCCUGGACUUGUUGAUCAGGCUUUGAUUGUUGCUCUCAUUGUUAUAUUUUUCGACUGAUUGACCACCGGAUUUGUUACCAUGGUAGAUAGAUUGGUAGAUUGAUAGAUAGAUCGGCAAGUGAAAUAUCAAAUCUGUAUAACAAUUAGCAUGAAUUGAGUUGUGGAAAAUUUCAAUAGAUUUGUCUAUCUAGAAUGACCAAUUAUCU
Molecule: messenger RNA, 1504 nt
Organism: Papaver somniferum (opium poppy)
Lineage: Eukaryota; Viridiplantae; Streptophyta; Magnoliopsida; Ranunculales; Papaveraceae
Product: protein LURP-one-related 7-like
Exons: 3
Coding region: 778-1356 (192 amino acids)
Source: RefSeq, a predicted model, not a curated record